UUUGCACUGGUAUAGGAGAACAGAAGGGACAAUUGAUUAUUUGGAAGUCAGCAUUUGAUUUCUGCUCCAGUGGCAUUGGUUGGCAUCAGGGUUUUUGACAUUCUUAUUUUAUUUUUCCAUGGCAAUACCACGAGUUGUUUUGGUCGCAUCAGUGGCCCGGUUUACAUUCGGUAAGGGGAUAGAGACGAUUGGUGGUUGUCCGAUGGAAAUCGGACAUGUUUUGCGCAGUAGGGCUUUUGCACCAUUGCUCAAGUCAGCGUGUGCCACAACACAUGGUCUUGAGAACAUGGCUGUUUAUACUUCACGUCACUCUCUCGCUCGGACCACUAGGGGUCAUGCUUGUUUUUAUGCGCUUUUAGUCCAUUGGUUGCUUGCAGCUGGGCUGGGGAGAAGCAUCACACUUAUGAGCCUUGUGGGUGCUUGCUCUUUCAGGCAGCGCGAGAGAAUUCGUGUUGGCACUCCGCCAAUAGUCACGGCGGAGAAAGUCAAUACGAGGGAAAAUCAGGGGAAGGCCCCAUCUUCAGGUAGAUGAUUGGCUCAAUACAAGUUUAUUGCCAACUUUAUUUCUCCAUGCGGCGCAACUCUGUUGACACGUGAUGUUGAAAUGUGCUGUUUCUGGAAGUCUUCCCCAAGCUUGUGGAAACCCACCGGUACCAUACAAAACGAGGCUUCAAAGCAUUGUGAUGCGCGCCAAUACCACGUCGACGGCUAUGUGCCUAGUUCGCAUCUA
Truncatella angustata is the source of this 730-nucleotide messenger RNA. RefSeq lists its product as uncharacterized. Lineage: Eukaryota; Fungi; Ascomycota; Sordariomycetes; Amphisphaeriales; Sporocadaceae. The record is from RefSeq and is a predicted model, not a curated record. The transcript has a single exon. Bases 119 to 532 code for a protein of 137 amino acids.